CUCAGGAGAAAUCCAAACAGAAAGGAACGAGAGCUUACGGGACUGCCAGUGCGUGGGAAAAAAAGAUAGAUAUAAGUAAGCCCACGGAUUCCAAGUUGGAAGAGUCUCUUCUACAUGGAGACGCGCAAUGUCAUCUACAGCGAGCGAGAGACGGGCGUUUGCUCACAAAAUUAACCGGACGGUGGCCUCAGAGGUCAGAAAGCAAGUGUCAAGAGAGUAUGGUUCCCCACAGCUUUCCAAGAAGAGAGGAGGAGUUCACCAGCCCGUCCCCCUGUCCGAGGUGGUGGAGCCCGUGGACUUUGAGGAGUAUGUGAGCAGCCACGCCCCGGGGGCGGAGCCUGGUCCCCUCCGUCAGCUGAUGGAGUUCCCCCCGGACGACCUGAACCUGGUGCAGCAGGUGAAGGAGUGCUCCACCCUGGAGCCGCCGCUGCCUGAAGAGGACCCACUGGACCCUAGAGUGAGAGACGCCCUGGCAGUCUACACAGAUGACUGGCUCGUCAUUCAGAGAAAGUAUCAACACUACAGUACCGCAUACAGCCCCCACAACUCUGAGAGCCAGCGAGAGAGGCAGCGAGGUCUGGUCAAACAGACCUUUGAGCUCGAUGAGGUGGCGGCCGCCGAUCGCCAUGACGACCAGGACGACAUCAAGCGGCGCUCGGCCUCCCUGGACGACACGCCGCGCGGCAGCUGGGCCUCCAGCAUCUUCGACCUGAAGAACUCGUCGCCGGACGUCCUGCUUCCCGCCGUCCUGGAGCGCGCCGCCGCCGAGGACCUGGACCGGCGCAACACGGAGGCGCGGCUGCAGGGGCGUCACCCCGACCUGCUGGGGCUGUACCCCACGCCCGACGAGGACGAGGCGGUGGAGAGGUGCUCCCUACCCGAGGUGCCCAAGGAGCACUGUGGCCAGAGGAUCAUGGUGAAGUGUCUGUCCCUCAAAUUUGAAAUUGAAAUCGAGCCGAUAUUCGGGACACUCGCGCUGUACGACGUCAAGGAGAAAAAGAAGAUCUCGGAGGACUUCCACUUUGACCUCAACUCGGAUCAGAUGAAGGGCCUGCUGAAAGUCCACACCCCCAACACGGCCAUCUCCACCAUGGCCCGCUCCGCCAUCUUCUCCAUCACCUACCCCUCCGCCGAUAUCUUCCUGGUCAUCAAGCUGGAGAAAGUGCUGCAGCAGGGUGACAUCGGAGAUUGCUGUGAGCCCUACAUGGUGAUGAAGGAGUCGGAUUCAGCCAAGCACAAGGAGAAGCUGGAGAAGCUGCGCUCGCAGGCGGAGCAGUCGUGCACCCGUCUGGGCCGCUUCCGCAUGCCCUUCGCCUGGACCGCCAUCCACCUGCUCAACAUCGUCAGCAGCGUGGGCGGACUGGACCGCAGCGACCCCGACUCGGACUCCGAGAAAAAAAGCCACAGCGGCACGUGGAACGAGAGGAAGAAGAAGGGCUUUGAGCGCAUGAGCGUGGGGGAGGACAUGUGCAACUUUGCCACCUUCCGGCCGGCGACACUGACCGUCACCAACUUCUUCAAGCAGGAAGGAGACAGACUGAGCGAUGAAGAUCUGUACAAGUUUUUGGCCGACAUGCGCCGACCUUCUUCUGUUCUUCGACGACUCAGGCCUGUCACGGCCCAGCUGAAGAUCGACAUCUCCCCCGCGCCCGACUCCCCUCACUACUGUCUGUCCCCCGAGCUGCUGCACGUCAAGCCCUACCCGGACCCCCGUGUCCGGCCCACCAAGGACGUGCUGGAGUUCCCCGCGCGCUACGUGUACACGCCCCACACCACCUACAGGAACCUGCUGUAUGUGUACCCACAGAGCCUGAACUUCAACAGUCGUCAGGGCUCGGUGCGCAACAUUGCGGUGAAGGUUCAGUUCAUGGCAGGGGAGGAUCCCAGCCUGGCCAUGCCUGUGAUCUUCGGGAAGUCCAGCUGUGCAGAGUUCAUGAAGGAGGCGUACACGCCCAUCAUCUACCACAACAAGUCCCCCGAGUUCUACGAGGAGACCAAGAUGAAGAUUCCCGCCAACCUGACGGACAACCACCACCUGCUGUUCACCUUCUACCACAUCAGCUGCCAGCCCAAGCAGAACACCCCCCUGGAGACCCCCGUGGGCUACACCUGGAUCCCCCUGAUGCAACAUGGCCGCCUGCGCACCGGCUCCUUCAGUCUGCCCGUCUCUGUGGAGAAGCCCCCACCUAGCUAUUCCGUCCUCACCCCAGACGUCCAGCUACCUGGCAUGAAGUGGGUGGAUAACCACAAGGGCGUGUUCAACGUGGUGGUGACUGCUGCCUCCUCUGUUCACACACAGGACCCCCACCUGGACAAGUUCUUCACGCUGGUGUACGUGCUGGAGGAGUACUCGUUCCCCUUCCGCCUGAAGGACGUCAUCAUCACGGAGGCCAACAUGGAGGGCGAGCUGAAGGCCAGCAUGGCGGCACUGCGCGGGGCUCUGCUGGACACCUGCGUGCGCUUCCUGCACCAGCUGCUCAGCAAGCUCAUCCUGCUCAUCGUGUACCCGCCCGUCAUCGCCGGCCAGAUCGUCAACCUGGGCCGGGCGGCGUUCGAGGCCAUGACGCUGCUGGUCAAUCAGAUCCACAAGAACCUGGAGGGCAACCAGGACCAGCACGGCCGCAACAACCUGCUGGCCUCCUACAUCCACUACUGCUUCCACCUGCCCACCGUCGAGCCAAGCGUGCCCCCCACGACGGGCACGCCGCCCUACGAGCUGCCCAUCCAGUACGCCACGCUGUCCAGGGCCAGCGGCCGGCCCAGCAGCCUGCACCUGUCCCGCUCCAAGAGCAUCAGCAACUCCAACCCCGACCUCGCCACCAGCCCGGCCACCCCUGACCAGGAGGUGCAGAGGAUCAUCGGCAGCAAGGGCAUAGACCGCUCCCAUUCUUGGGUAAACUCUGCUUAUGGCCCUGGGGGCCCCAGAUCGGUGCUCCGUCGGAAUCCCAACUCCAGCUGUGAUCUCAAGCAGGCAAGCGAGCGCAGCUGCAAUCGCAUGUCUGCCUUUUUGGACAGCGCCACCUUGUGCUCAGUACCCACAAGGCAGUUGGCCAAGAAGCUGCUCCACGAGGAGCUGGCGUUGCAGUGGGUGGUCAGUACCAGCGCUGUCCGGGAGGCCUCCCUGCAGCAGGCCUGGUUCUUCUUCCAGCUCAUGACCAAGAGCAUGGCGCACCACCUCUUCAUGUCCUCCCGGCUGGACCUUCCUCGCCGCCAGCGCUUCCCCGACCGCUUCGUGGACGACAUCGCCGCGCUGGUUGGCGCCAUAAGCUCGGACAUCGGCAACCGACACCAGAAGGACGUGGAGCUGGUGGAGAGACUAAACACCAGUCUGGCCUUCUUCCUCAACGAGCUGCUGUCCCUUAUGGACAGGGGCUUUGUGUUCAACCUGAUCCGCUCCUACUAUAAACAGAUCUCCAGCAAGCUGCACACGGCCCAGAACCCCAGCUCCCUGAGCGCCCUGCGGAUGGACUUCACCCGCAUCGUGUGCAGCCACGAGCACUACGUCACUCUCAACCUGCCCUGCGCCACCCUCAGCCCGCCGGCCUCGCCCUCGCCCUCCACCUCCUCCACCACCUCCCAGAGCUCGGCCUUCUCCAGCAUGGUGCAGGACCCGGGCGUGGCCAGCAUGUUUGAGCUCUCCGUCCCCUUCCGUCACCAGCACUUCCUGUCCGGCCUUCUGCUCUCCGAGCUCUCCCUCAUCCUGGACCCCGACGGGGAAGGGGUCUUCUUCCUCCACAAGAAAGCCAUCAGCGCCGUCCACUCCCUGCUGUGCAGCCAUGACGCCGACCCCCGCUACACCGACCCCCAGGUCCGGGCGCACAUCGCUCAGCUCUACCUGCCGCUCAUCCUCAUCGUCAUGGAGACGCUGCCCCAGCUCCACGACUUCACCGACAACUCUCCUUCUCGGGGGCGCCUCGCCUCCACCCUGGCGGACGGCGGUGACCCAGACAACGGCAGCACCAUUAAUCAGUCUGUCGCCAUGGCGAUCGCCGGCUCCCCGUUGCCGCACGCCAAGACGAACGCCUUCGCCCUGCCAACGGCGGCCGGGCGCCAGUCCAGCUCCCUGUCGGCCGAGUGCAGCCGCACCCUGCUGGUGUGUUUCCUCUGGGUGCUGAAGAACGCCGACGCGGGCCUCCUGGAGCAGUGGGUGUCGGACCUGUCGGUGAUGCAGAUCAACCGGCUGCUGGACCUGCUGCACCUCUCAGUGUCCUGCUUCGAGUACAGGGGUAAGAAGGCCCUGGAGAGGAUCAACAGCCUGACCUUCAAGAAGUCCCAGGACAUGAAGGCCCGUCUGGAGGAGGCCAUCCUGGGCACCAUCGGGGCCCGCCAGGAGAUGGUGCGACGCUGCAGAGAGAGAAGCCCUUACGGCAGUCAGGAAAACGUGCGCUGGAGGAAGAACGUCACGCACUGGAGACAGAACGCAGACCGAGUCGAUAAGACCAAGGCCGAGGUGGAGCAGGAGUCGGUGGUGGACGGGAACCUGGCGACCGAAGCCUCUCUGGUCGUACUGGACACACUGGAGAUCGUCGUCAAGACGGUGGUGGAGUCUGAGCUGAAGGAGAGCGUCCUGGGUGGCGUGCUAAGGGUCCUUCUCCACAGCAUGGCGGGCAACCAGAGCGCCGUGUUCCUGCAGCACUGCUUCACCACCCAGCGGGCGCUCGUCUUCAAGUUCCCGGAGAUGCUGUUCGAGGAGGACACGGAGCUGUGUGCCGACCUGUGCCUGCGUCUCCUGCGGCACUGCAGCAGCAGCGUGGGCUCGGUGAGGAGCCACGCCUCCGCCUCCCUCUACCUCCUGAUGAGGCAGAACUUUGAGAUCGGCAACAACUUUGCCCGCGUGAAGAUGCAGGUGACCAUGUCCCUGUCCUCGCUGGUCGGGACGUCCCAGAGCUUCAACGAGGACCACCUGCGGCGCUCCCUGAAGACCAUCCUGACCUACGCCGAGGAGGACCUCGAGCUCAGGGACUCGCCCUUCCCGGAGCAGGUCCAGGACCUGGUGUUCAACCUGCACAUGAUCCUGACCGACACGGUCAAGAUGAAGGAGCACCAGCACGACCCGGAGAUGCUCAUUGACCUCAUGUACAGGAUCGCCAAGGGCUACCAGAACUCUCCGGACCUGCGUCUGACGUGGCUCCAGAACAUGGCCGGCAAGCACUCUGAGCGGGGCAACCACGCCGAGGCGGCCCACUGCCUGGUGCACAGCGCCGCCCUGGUGGCCGAGUACCUCAACAUGCUGGAGGACUGCCGCUACCUCCCCAUUGGCUGCGUCACCUUCCAGAACAUUUCCUCCAACGUUCUGGAGGAGUCGGCGGUGUCGGAUGACAUCCUGUCCCCAGAGGAGGAGGGCAUCUGCACGGGGAAGUACUUCAGCGAGUCGGGCCUGGUGGGCCUCCUGGAGCAGGCAGCUGCCUCCUUCAAUAUGGCCGCCAUGUACGAGGCCAUCAACGAGGUCUACAAGAUCCUGCUGCCCGUCCACGAGGCCAACAGGGACUUCAAGAAGCUGGCCGCGGUCCACGGCAAGCUGCAAGACGCCUUCAACAAGGUCUACAACCAGAGCUCCGGAUGGGAGAGGAUGUUUGGGACGUACUUCCGCGUGGGUUUCUACGGCUGCCGCUUCGGAGACCUGGACGAGCAGGAGUUUGUCUACAAGGAGCCGUCUAUCACCAAGUUAGCGGAGAUCUCUCACCGUCUUGAGGAGUUUUACUGUGAACGUUUCGGGGAUGACGUGGUGGAAAUCAUCAAGGACUCCAGCCCGGUGGACAAGAACAAACUGGAUCCGAACAAGGCCUACCUGCAGAUCACCUACGUGGAGCCCUUCUUCGACACGUACGAGCUGAAGGAGCGAAUCACGUACUUCGACAAGAACUACAACCUGCGCACCUUCAUGUACUGCACGCCGUUCACGCUGGACGGCCGCGCCCACGGCGACCUGCACGAGCAGUACAAGCGCAAGACCAUCCUUACCAUGCUGCACGCCUUCCCCUACGUCAAGACCCGCGUCAACGUGCUGCAGAAGGAGGAGAUCAUCCUGGUUCCCAUGGAGGUGGCCAUCGAGGACAUGCAGAAGAAGACCCAGGAGCUGGCCUUCGCCACGCACCAGGAGCCCUCCGACUCCAAGAUGCUGCAGAUGGUGCUGCAGGGCAGCGUGGGCACCACGGUGAACCAGGGUCCCUUGGAGGUGGCCCAGGUCUUCCUCUCUGACAUCCCUGACGACCCCAAGCUGUUCCGCCACCACAACAAGCUGCGGCUGUGCUUCAAGGACUUCACUAAGAGGUGUGAGGACGCCCUGCGGAAGAACAAGACCCUGAUCGGGCCGGACCAGAAGGAGUACCACCGGGAGCUGGAGAGGAACUACAACAAGCUGAAGGAGGCGCUGGGCCCGCUCAUCAACCGCAAGAUCCCCCAGCUCUACCGGCCGCUGGCGGUGCAAGCCACGCAGAUACAGCGGAACUCCUACAACAGGUCGAGCCUUCGAAGAGUGGACUGCUAAAGCACAGAGACACUCAGGCUUUAAUCCUCUGUCGUGCCCUCAACCCCCUCCACCCUUCCUCUCCCUCCCUCCCUCCCUCCCUCCCACACACACACACACACACACACACACACACACACACACACACACACACACACACACACACACACACACACACACACACACACACACACACACACACACACACACACACACACACACACACACACACACACACACACAGGGAGCCCACCAACUGUCACCAACACAGACACAACCAUCCUGUCCCAGCAGCUCUAGCUUGUUAAUUCCCCUCCCCCUCCCCUCAUCUCUGCCGCCAGCAGUCACGGCAUAUUAGCCGGCCGACCCUGCACCCCUCCCUGCUCCGACUCACACACCACCACCACCACCACCACCGC
Gadus chalcogrammus (walleye pollock) is the source of this 6885-nucleotide messenger RNA. RefSeq names its product dedicator of cytokinesis protein 7-like. The record is from RefSeq and is a predicted model, not a curated record. Gene Ontology annotation, biological process: positive regulation of GTPase activity; small GTPase-mediated signal transduction. Gene Ontology annotation, cellular component: cytosol. NCBI's taxonomy places the organism in Eukaryota, Metazoa, Chordata, Actinopteri, Gadiformes, Gadidae. Bases 128 to 6487 code for a protein of 2119 amino acids. The transcript has 50 exons. Gene Ontology annotation, molecular function: guanyl-nucleotide exchange factor activity.